This is a messenger RNA of Fundulus heteroclitus (mummichog), 1702 nucleotides long. RefSeq names its product E3 ubiquitin-protein ligase TRIM21-like. Gene Ontology annotation, molecular function: protein binding; zinc ion binding; ubiquitin-protein transferase activity. The coding region runs from base 86 to 1702 and encodes 538 amino acids. Lineage: Eukaryota; Metazoa; Chordata; Actinopteri; Cyprinodontiformes; Fundulidae. The transcript is spliced from 2 exons. The record is from RefSeq and is a predicted model, not a curated record. Gene Ontology annotation, biological process: protein ubiquitination.
UGUUCACUUCUAACGAAAAUAGAAGAAAAUAAUCUGAGACUCACUUUCUGUUCCUCAACAACACACUGAGAUACUGAGUUCAGAAAUGUCUUCUGGCAGCAACCUGAGGUCUGAGGAUCAGUUUCUGUGCUCCAUCUGUCUGGAUGUGUUCACUGAUCCAGUCACCACACCAUGUGGACACAACUUCUGCAAAGCCUGCAUCACUCAGCACUGGGAGGCUAAUGUUCCCUACAAGUGUCCUCUCUGCAAAGAGCUUUUCACCUCUAGACCUCAGCUGAGAGUCAACACCUUCAUCAGAGAGAUGGUUGCUGGGUUCAGACAUGAAGCUCAGCAGGAAGCCAGCAGCAGCAGCUCAGCUGCUAAACCAGGAGAAGUUCCCUGUGACGUCUGCACUGGAACCAAGCUGAAGGCCCUGAAGUCCUGCCUGGUGUGUCUGCUCUCCUACUGUCAGACUCACCUGGAGCCUCAUCAGACCACUCCACGUCUGAAGAAACAUCAGCUGAUGGAGCCUGUGGAGAACCUGGAGGACAGGAUGUGUCUGCAGCACGAUAAACCUCUGGAGCUGUUCUGUAGGACCGACCAGACAUGUGUCUGCUCUCUCUGUCCUGUUCUAGACCACAAGAACCACAAGUUUGUUCCUCUGAGAGAAGAAUCUGAAGGAAAGAAGGCAGAGCUGAAGAAGACCGAGGCUGAAGUUCAGAAGAUGAUCCAGAGCAGACGAGUGAAGAUCCAGGAGAUCAAAGAGUCGGUGAAGAUCAGUAAAGAUGCUGCAGACAGAGAGAAAGCAGAAGGUGUUCAGGUCUUCACUGCUCUGAAGGAGGCUGCUGAGAGAGGCCUGAAGAAGCUCAUCAAGGAGAUCCAAGACAAACAGAAAACUGCAGAGAAACAGGCUGAAGACUUCAUCAAAGAUCUGGAGCAGGAAAUCUCUGAGCUGAUGAAGAGGAGCUCUGAGGUGAAGCAGCUCUCACAGUCUGAAGACCACCUCCACCUCCUCCAAAGCUUCUCCUCCCUGAAAGCUGCUCCACCCACCAAGAACUGGACAGAGGUCAGAGUUCAUCCUCCAUCAUAUGAGGGGACUGUGGUGAGAGCUGCUGCUCAGCUGCUGGAGGAGAUGAAGGAGGAGAUGAAGAAGCUGAUGGAGGCUGAGAUGAAGAGGGUCCAGCAGUAUGCAGUGGAUGUGACUCUGGAUCCUGAUACAGCUCAUCCCUGGCUCAUCCUGUCUGAUGAUGGAAAACAGGUUCAUUGUGGGAAUAAAAGAAAGGAGCUUCCAGACAACCCAGAGAGAUUUUCUAAGUAUGUUAAUGUUUUAGGACAUCAGAGUUUCUCUUCAGGCAGAUUUUACUUUGAGGUUCAGGUUAAAGGAAAAACUGAGUGGGAUUUAGGAGUGGCCAGAGAGUCCAUCAACAGGAAGGGAAAAAUCACUCUGAGGCCUCAGAAAGGUUUCUGGACUGUUGUGUUGAGAAAUAGAAAUGAGUACAAAGCUCUUGCUGGACCUCCAGUCCGUCUCCAUCUCCAGCCUGGUCCUGAGAAGGUGGGGGUGUUUGUGGAUUAUGAGGAGGGUCUGGUCUCCUUUUAUGAUGUAGAUGCUGCAGCUCUGAUCUACUCCUUUACCGGCUGCUGCUUCACUCAGAAGAUCUACCCAUUAUUCAGUCCCUGUUUAAAUGAUGGAGGUCAAAACUCUGCUCCUCUGAUCAUCUGCUAA